This is a messenger RNA of Didymodactylos carnosus, 1420 nucleotides long. The record is from the annotation of a GenBank genome assembly. NCBI's taxonomy places the organism in Eukaryota, Metazoa, Rotifera, Eurotatoria, Philodinida, Philodinidae.
AAAAUUGCAACGAACAGUACUCCAAUUAAUGUUUAUGAUAUACGCUCCAAGGACUCAGAGAAAUAAGUAUUUGAGUAACAAAAUACAUUUUUGUACACUUUCGAGUAUGCUCUACAACAUGGCAUAAGCAACUAUUUCAAAGCUUUAAAAAAAUACUUAAUGUCUGAAGUGUCGCGUUACGUGGACAAGCCGAUUUACUGUUUUUCACCAUGAAGAAUGAUUUCUUAAAAUCUGGUCUCAACAGAUGAAAUUUAGCAAAAUAAAUUUUCUACGUUUUGUGUUCCAGACUCAACUCUCAAAAAUAUUUUCUUAAUACGUAAAAACACCAAUCUCUAAAAUAUCGUCUCAAUGAUUUCAUCACUUAUCGAGUACUACAUAUGUGCCUGGUAGCUUAGUUGGUUAAAACGUCGAGUACUUCUAUCUCAAUUCUGAUGGCGCAUUAGUCAGCGAGUUCGAUUCUCGUUAAGCACAUAUUCUUUUUUUCUUAUUUUUUAAGCUAGCUUAACCGGGAGGUUGCAGCGCCCAGUUAACCGGGCGCUCCAACCUCCCGGUUAACCAAGCUGACCACCUCCCUCUGAUUAAAUAUUUUUCGUCUUCGGAGCUAGGUUAAGCGGUCGGUUAACUGGGCGGUUAACCUAGAUGCCAACCUCCCGCUCCUACUCGUUAUGACAACCUAGUGCUCGAUUUACUACUAGGUUGAGCUAGCUAACUAGGUAAAAAGGUACAUUUACCUAGCUCCGCGUCAUAGAUAACCGUCCGGUUACGUCUGUGUUGGAGCUAGCUCCUCUCCAUAGACGAUUUUUGCUUGAGAGACAUUUACUUCUACGACAAGAAUGACCAGCCGAUAAUUCUUUUGCCGGAAGUUGUAUCGCAAACACAACUUCAAAAUUGUAAACAACCUGAACUCGAUAAAGCGCAAGCAAGAGAUCAGGAGCGUUACGAGCGGCAACCAUAUGAUGUUAUUAUUAUGCAACUUGGUGAUACGGGAGUGGGAAAGUCAUCUCUUUGUCAAGCGCUAACGAAUAAUCUUGGCUUCAGACACGGCAAUCUGAAUGGUACAACAUUGCGGCCUCGAGCUGGUUUCAUUGUCAAACCCACAAACUCCUCUGAAGAACAAUUACGCUAUGUAAUUAUUGAUGUGCCUGGCUUAAACCAGGCUGUCAUAGAUGAAACUCGGAAUCUUUAUUUUGUUCGCAUGAAGGAAGACACAGGCAAAUGUGAAACACCGUUAGAAGUUGGCCAUAUUGCUCAAUUGAUCGUUGAUUUAACAAAAAUGAUGACAAUAUGUCUUUUGGUCAUUGACGAUAAAAUAAAAGAAGCCUUUAAAGAUCUCGAGAGAGAUAGAGAGAGAGAUAAGGAUCGAACAGAAAGAAGCAAAGCACAAAAGAACACUACACAGUUGAUAGAAUCGAACACUUGA